UUAUACAAAAUAAUUAAAAAACAAUUUUAAAAAUAUCAAAAAAUUCUGACAUAAUUUUUUUGUUGUACAUCUUGACAUUCUAUGUUAGUGCACAAGUUUUCAUGGAGAAACAACAUUUUAUGUGGCGUGUACAAAAAAGAUAAAAAAAUGUCCUGUACGUAGUCGUGUUAUAACAUCAAAAUUUGUCUUUUUUACUGGAGCCACAAAUUUUUAUAAUUUUUUUUUAAAACUUGUGUACGAACAUAAAAUGUGUAGAUGUACAUGAAAUUUUUUAUUUUAGAAUUUUUUGACACUUCGAAAUGUAGAUUCACACAAUGGGAGCAAAUGCUCCUAUGAGCCAAAGUGAAUAUCCCGUAUCUAUUACAUUAAGUCUUGCUUGGAUUGUAGUUUUAGCCCAAAGCCCCUGUAUUACACGGAGUGGAGAAAAAUUCCGCCAAGGAUACGAACACACACUUGGUUCGCAGUUUUUCUUUCCUGAGGUUCCUGUUUUCGCUCUGCAACUCCUGGGAAAUUUAAGGUCCGGAUAAAUUUUCGCCGGUUUCGUUGUGCACUACGAAAACGCCCAUGUAUAACCGGGUCUGAAAUGAUCCAGAUUUUUCAAGCAGGGUCUUAGGAUAUAGAUACAUCUGAAUUAAGAUAAAAUCUAGGAUCAUCUUGUUCGGAAUGGAGUAUACUAGGUAUAGUAAUGAAAUUGUCGAGCCGUGUACGUGUUAAAACCGGCGGUUAGUUCCCUUAAUAACCUGCGUUUUUCGUUGGCAAUACGAGUCCCAGUCGUGUUCGUAUAGCACCCGUAUAUAGAGAGAGAGAUUCACGUACACGGUACACCCAGUUUGACGGCUGUGCCGGUUUUCCGGUCAUCCGGCUGUCCAUGGACCGAACGCGGUGGCCGGACCUCGCGCCCGACGCUCUCCGCCACAUCGCGGCCCGGCUGCACGACGCCGGCGACCUCGUCCGCUUCCAUGCUGUCUGCCGGCCAUGGCGCGACUCACGCGACGCGACGACGGCCAGCACCCUGACCCUCCGUCCAUGGCUCCUCGCCGCCCAAGACAAAGACUCCACUCCCCUCAGGUUCAGGUGCAUCUUCUCCAAGUCCAGCUACCACGCGCCGUCGCCGUCCAUGAACCCGAGGAACUGGGUGUGUAGAGCCGAUGGUACCGCCGUCCGGUACCUAACGGUCCAAAACCUCCGCCCAAGCCUCCACGAUCCUCUCACCGGAGAAGAAGUCACCCACCUGCCUCCGUUCCUCGACGGCCAGUGGGAUGAAGAGGAGGAGAAUCCCCAUGGCAUCCUCUACGGCGACGGCGCCCUCCUCCUAUACACCAAACACGACAGCAGGAACGCUGUCACUUGCAGGUUCAGGGCGAUGCUCCUCCGCCCAGGUGACGCCGAGUGGACGGUCGUCGAGAGGACCCUCGAGCUCCCCUGGUACGGCUCGUUCUGCGCCGCUUACCACGACGGCAAGAUCCUGGUGACCAUGGGGGCUAGCCUCUGGCGCGUCAUCGCGCCCAACGUCGACGACGUAGCUGAAGACGUGCUGAUCCAGAAGAAGUGGCCGAUAUGGACUAGUGAGGAGGGCGGCGGCGAGCACCUGGAGCACUACAAUUACGUCCUCGAGUCCCGCGGCGAGCUUCUGUGGGCGUCGGUUUGGGUCCACAUGUACUACCACUACAGGUAUGGAAGCCGUCGGAAACUCCAGGUGCUGGUGUACGCAUUAGAGGAGAAGACGCGAUGGGUGAGAAGGGAAGGCUUCAGCCUGAAUGAUCGUGUGUUGUUCCUGGGGUCGCCCAACAGCUUUGCCAUGGACGCCUCCGUGUUUGGCGCCGAUGCUGGCUGUAUCUACUUUACCUACGGCAACACGAAGAACUUGCCUUACUUACAGCACGGCGUGUUCAGGUACAACCUCAUUGAUGACAGUGCCAAGUUCAGGUACUACAUUGAUGAUGACAAGGCCGAGCUUGUCGAGCGUCUACCUCAAGGAUGGGGUGACGUCAAGUGCACAUGGCUCGUCCCCCAACCCAACAUUGCUUCAUUUCAGGAAAUCAGCAGAAAGAGGUCGCUAGAGACUAAGCAUCACCAGACCGCUCUAGUUACUGGUCCAAUGCACAUCAAUCACAUCUCGAGACAUUACGAGCCCUGUUUAAGGUUGAUGGUACGAAAUCUGCCUGUCACGGUGAAUAGCUUCCAGCUACAACUUUUCUUCAGCAAGCACGGCAAAGUGUCCGAUGCCAAGAUACUAUACUACAAAAAGACCAAGCGCUCGCAGGGUAUUGGCCUCUUAAACUUGUCAACCGUGCAUGCACAUCAGAAGGAUGCCUUAGAUGCUCUCACUGGACUGAUUCUUGAAGGAUGCAAGCUCGAGGUUAUCCUGAUCAAGGUGGGGCGGCCACGGCAUGGGCGGCGGCGACGGUGUUGUACCUGAUCGCUCGAUAUUUAGGGAAUAAAACAUUUCCCUAACUCAAAGAUGCAUAUGAUCCUUCUGCAUCUAUAUAUCUUGAUAUUCAUUGUGCGGAAGGAUCAAUGAUUGAACAAUAAACAGGAAAAAGCAAUACCUGUGAAUCUUGUUUGUACUACUAUACGGGCUCA
This is a messenger RNA of Lolium perenne, 2583 nucleotides long. RefSeq lists its product as uncharacterized. Lineage: Eukaryota; Viridiplantae; Streptophyta; Magnoliopsida; Poales; Poaceae. Gene Ontology annotation, molecular function: RNA binding. The record is from RefSeq and is a predicted model, not a curated record.